CCGCGCCCGCCGCUAGCCCUCCGCCCUCGGGGCCGCAGCGGGCCGUCCUCGCCGCGGUCACGUGAAGGGCCGCUCGGAGCGCGCGGAGCCCCUGCCUCCCGCCGGCCCGAGGGCAGAGUCCGCGGCGGCCCCGACGCUCCCGCAUCCCGGCCCGGCCGAGAUGCCCGGGGCCCGCCGAGCCGCGGGGGUGCGCCGCCCGCACCCGCAGCCCCCAGAGGAGCCGCCUGCUCGGGAGGAACAGGACCUUCUCCUGGCAGCUGCCUAUGUUUCUGAUGCCCAGUACAACAGGAAUAUUCCAUUUGAGACAUCUCCUCAGGCCAUCAGACUUUACUAUUUCUAUAACCACUGGACAAUGCAAGCAGCCACCUACUUCUUUAUUUGCAUAGACCUUUCUCUCGCCCUCUUCGAGGAACCUGCGUUGUUUCCACUGCCUUUCUUGGCCACCUCCAUAGUGGAAGUCCUCUGCCUGACCGCGUUCUUGGGGAGACUUGUACAUUUUGCGAAAGUCACUCCUCAGAUGGUUUUCUGGAAGGACACAAAAAACAUCUGCAUCAUGCUAACGAUAGUGCUGACCCUGAUCGAUCUGAUUGUCUAUGGGUCCCUGGAAGCUGUUAACAUCCACAGCGUUCGAUGGUCAAGGGCUUUAAGGCCAGUGUUCCUAAUUAACUUCCCCGAAAGUCGUCAGAUCCGCAGGGCUUUCCGAAGCAUCCGGAACACACUGCCUGAUAUCCUCUAUGUCUUUCUCCUGUUUCUCUUCAGUGUGCUCAUGUUCUCCCUCAUGGCCUUGAAGCUUUUUGGGGAUAGGGGUCUUAAAACAGUGGAAGGGUCGCCCUACUUCACGAACAUCCUGGACAUAGCGUUUGAGCUCUACGUGCUGGUCACGACGGCAAACAGCCCCGAUGUCAUGAUGCCUGCCUAUGACUUCAACGGGUGGUAUUCUCUGUACUUUAUAACCUACAUCAUCAUCAACACCUACAUCUUCAUGUCCGUCUUUCUGGCCGUGGUCUACAACAAUUACAGGAAACACUUAAAGAAUGAGAUUCGCAAACUGGCGUACCUGAAACGUCACAAAAUGAUAGAGGCUUUCAACCUUCUGAAAGUCCAGGUGGGCACAGAGUUUGUGGUGAAGGAGGCCCAGUGGAGGCGGCUGGCCAAGGUCGUGGCGCCGGACAUCAGCAGUUCCCACCUGGAGCUCCUCUUGAGGGUCUCCGACGAGGGACAGAAGGGGCACGUGGACAAAAUGAACUUUCUACGCUUGGCCGACCUCCUCAACAUCCAGGUAGUCACCAUCAACAUCAAGAGACACCCAUUGGAAGCUUGGAUGCCUCGGGUAUACCAGUCGUCUGCAAGCCUCUUGGUCCAGAGGAUGGUUCGGCACAGGGUUUUUGUCUGGGUUUAUGAUGUCAUCAUUCUAGUCAAUGCCAUAUUCAUUGCCCUGGAUGAGAGAAACCCCUUCAUCUCCUAUGCAGAAUGGCUUUUCCUUUCUCUCUAUAUCAUUGAGAUUCUCCUGAAACUGUACACGUAUGAGCCCAGAUCCUACUUCGGAAGGAGGCAGUUCUGGAACUGGUUUGAUGUGCUGAUCAUCAUCGCAGCCCUGGUGGCCACAGUGGCCAACACCACCAUUCAGUCAGCAAGAAAAUACAGCAGUCAGCAGAUACUGGAUAUCGUCUUGAUAUUGCGAAUUCUCCGGCUCUUAAGGGUCAUUGUCAGCAUUGAGAGAUUCCGGGUUAUUGUGACCACCUUAAUUAACAUCGGCCCAGCGAUGCUGACGUUUGGCGGACUUGUCUUGGUGGUCUACUAUGUGUUUGCUAUCAUCGGGAUGGAAGCCUUCCACAGCAAAGUCCAGUUCUUCGACCCGAAUUUCACCGCUCCCGAUGCCCUGGUGUGUGGGAACCCAGCCUUGAAGGACUCGGCCUUUGCCCGGAACAGGUACUGUAAGAACAACUUCAACGACCUCGCCUCCGCCUUCAUCUUGCUGAUGGAGCUCACGGUGGUUAACCAGUGGCACGUCCUUGCAGGCGGCUUUGCCCUCGUGACUCACCAGGCGGCAAAGUUGUACUUCGUCGGGUUCCACAUCGUGGUCGUCAUCCUCAUUGUCAAUAUUUUCAUAGCGUUCAUCUUGGAGGCGUUUUUUGUGGCGUAUUCAUUGGAAAAGAGUGAAGUAGAAACUGCUAUUGAGAAGAAGAUUCAAGAGCUCGGAGUGGGAAUCCAAGAGGAAGCAGUGCAGGAUGGGAAACUCGUUGACAACAUGGACACCAGGGACAGUGGCUUUAGUGGGGACGAUGGAGACAACAAAAGGAAGGCCUUGAAAGGAUUGUACUUCAGAAUUGCAUCAAAAAAGUACAGGACCGUGGACGCCUUGCUGCAGCAGAUGUUCGAGUCUGAAAUUGCUCCAGAGGAUGAAGGCCCUCCCUUGGAUGAGAUUCUGAACUUCUCACCCAGCGACAUAUGUCCCAAGAAUCCCAGUUUUGAAAACAGUGCAUGAUGCUGGGCUUGCACGGACCCCACUGCUGGAAACCAAGAUAAGCUGCCGUCACUUUUGCCUGUGCUCUCUCGAGAUUCUUUUUCUAGCCCAGGUUCCCUGCUGUGUCCUGAUAAGCCUGUGCCUCGGCCUCACCUGUCCUGAGUGGUCAGCUGGAGGUGUGGAAAGGCUGCCUCUGUGUGCCCACCUGGGCUUGUUCUGAGGCCUGAUCGUGGAGAUAAAGAGAGGAAAAUUUAGGAAGACUGUGAGGAGAACUUCUCCUACACAUGUAUGACACGUGUAAAGUCCUUUCAGGGGAAUUAAAGGUUUUCAUGUAUUUUUAUAUAUUUUGCUAUUCUGUUAAACGAAUACUGUACUACAAUGUUAUAUGAAUGAAUUUUGAAUAUUUAAAUACGAUAAAGGAAUACGUUCUAGUACAGUAGCUUUUAGAGGCAAUGUUUAUUCGAAAUGAAGAAAAAUAUGAAUGUGAAAAUAAAAUUCUCUUACUACUGCUUCUUUUUUGAGGGGAAGCUCUCAAAGCUUAAUUAAAUUACAAUUAUAGCAAGAUUUUGAGUAAGUCACCCCCUGAGGUCACUUUCCCCAGCUGGAAAUCUCCCAGUUCAGUGACUGCAGAUUUUAUUUGAUUUAAGGAUUUUUAAUUUGGGGUAAAAUACACAACAUAAGACUUACCAUUGUAACCAUUUCUAAGCGUGCAGUUCAGUAGUUUUCAGCACAUUCACGUUGUGCAGCUGAUCUCCAGGACUUUGUGGUCAUCCCAAAUGCAUCUCUGUCCCCAUUCAACAGUAAGGCCCUCUUCCGCCUCCCCGAGCCCCUGGCAACCACGUUCUACUUCCUGUCUCUGUGAAUUUGACUACUCUAGAGACCAACUGCAUUUUGAGUAAGUAUAAUCCUGUCUGGAGUCAUCAGGGUUGUGACUUCUCAUCCUGCACCUUGUUACAGGCUCACCAUAUGGCAGGGGAAUUGGUGGGACACGCCUCCCUGACCUGAGGUCUCUGCGUGCGGUGAGGCCAGAGUCCGGUGUCAUGUCCGUGUCAAGUGUCAGGGUGGCAAGUGAAGCCAGCUUGGGAGGGACUUCUUUUCCUCGGUUCUCAGGGUGACCUCUGCUGUAGGAGCAAAGCUAAGGCUUCGGGCACAGACAGUGGGUGGACUGUCUGGCUUCAUACCCUGCUCCCUGCCCACCAGGCCACUAACCUCUCUGCGCUCCGUUUCCUCCCCUGCAGACUCAGGAUGAAUGGUCCCUCCCUCCCAAGACUUGGGGGCUGGAGGAGGCUGAGGGCUGGCAGAUGCCUACUCCACGGGAUUUCAGCGUUUGCUCUCACGCAGAUUGCUGUUCCUGGUUUCAACCACCCCUGGCGUUUGGCACUGGUGGGCGCUGGAGAAUUCCAUUACCACGACAGUCCCGGGGGGCGGGGCCGUGCUGACCCAGCGGGUGGGAUUUGUGGCUCCUGCUAGCCUCCCAGACCUCUCUUAUUUCUUUGCAUAUCAAACGUUUAUUAUUAUGUGAAGUAUUAAACCAAAUGUACUGAGACAACUUAAUUUUUUAAGUUUGAAAAUAUGGGGGGGGCACUUACUUUUUAAUUAGAAACUAUGCAGUCAUUGUGAAAGAUUCAAUACAGAAAUGUAGUAAAAAGUCAAAAGUUGCUCUUUAUUCUUCCUUCUCCUCGCCGCCUCCCCCUUUCAUUCUUCCACUUACGGGCCGGCAUGCCAUUUCCAGUGGGAAAUGCUGAGUUUGUUGUUUAUUCUUCUGGAACUAAAUCUGCCCAUUCGCAGUCAUGUAUAUUAUGUGUAUUAAUACAUGGUAUAAUUGCGUCUUUUAUCCUAAGUGGGAUGUCAUGACAUUUUCCAUAUAUAUUCAUGUAUAUUGUUCAAGAACCUUCUUUUUUCCCCGACCAGCAAUUGUUUCAUGGUGAGAGAUAUAUACACACACACACACAGAGAAAAUGCUGCCUGGUGUUCCAUGCCAUCAGUGUUUCAUGCUUUAUUGAAGGAUUCAUCUAUUUGUGGAUUGUUCCGCGAGUUCAACAUUAAACGAUAAUGGAGUAAA
This is a messenger RNA of Equus caballus (horse), 4526 nucleotides long. It is a transcript of the gene TPC3, whose product is annotated as two pore channel 3. Lineage: Eukaryota; Metazoa; Chordata; Mammalia; Perissodactyla; Equidae. Gene Ontology annotation, cellular component: membrane. Gene Ontology annotation, biological process: transmembrane transport; monoatomic ion transport. Gene Ontology annotation, molecular function: monoatomic ion channel activity. The record is from RefSeq and is a predicted model, not a curated record.